GUUUAAGUUUUGCUAUAUAAUGAAUACAUGCUAAAUAAAUUAGAUAGACAACCAUAAUGAGGGGAAUGGAGUUAGUCGAUAUAUUUCUAUUCGUGAUCAGUCUGAAUGGGAUUUUGUUGUCGACCAAGUCGAUGUUUUCUCUGCAUUUCCAAGAGGAAUUCAGCAUUCAAGAUAUUAUCCGGUUUGUACAGAGCGAUGGAAGUUGUGAAUUUUUUCUACAGGAAAUGUCAUCACUAAUUCGACAAGACAACUUGAGAUCUCAUCAAAAUGAGGAGACUUGCAUACUUCUCACUUCGUUCGACAAUUCAUCAUCAAAUGAAACGAUCCGGCUUAGCGGUGUUGUUGUAAGGCUCUAUGCAAAUGUGAAGAAAUAUGAAUUUUCUAUUAUGCCUAACCAAUGCCAAGGAAAUAGUUCGUUCAACGAAAUUCAGAUCCAUGUCUCAUGUCAACCUACAAAAGCACAUAACGUAAACAUAUGCGAUGAUGGAAGAGGUUGCAACACUGAAAGAGAAUUCUGCAGAAAGCUAUUUGAGGAUGAAAAUGAAAAAGGACUUUGUAUUGCACGACGCAACCUUUUUGAAUCCUGUGACAAGGACGUGCAGUGCACACAAACCACUAAAUGUGAGAAUAGGACAUGUCAUUGCAAGAAAGGAUUUAAAGUCAUCGGUGGUAAAUGCUUGCCUGUUGGGAUGUCUUUGAACGAAUCAUGCUCUCACGACGGUCAGUGCACUGGUACUGUAAACGCUGGGAGGUGUCAACAGAACAAACAGAGUCGAGGUGGUGGUGUCUGUUCCUGUGACCCAGGAUUCUUUCAAGAGGGUUCGAAUUGUUUACAAGGUAAUCGACGCCUUUUCCAAUCUUGUGAAUCACAAAGACAAUGUACAGGAACUCACGGGGCAGGGGUAUGUAAAGUCAUCGCUGGUAUACAAAUGUGUCACUGUCCGGAUAAUCACACAGUAGUAAAAGGCGUUUGUAUGAAAGUUGGGUCAGUCAUUGGGGAUACGUGUAUAAUCAAUGAAGAAUGUACCGGUACACAAAAUGGCGGGAGAUGUAUCUACAGCGAGGACGACGGUACACGGACUCAAACAUGUGCCUGCAAUGACGAUUUUCUAACAAAUGGUUCAUAUUGUUUACCAGUCAAUAAAAAGCUUUUUGAGACUUGUGAAGUAGAUGAUCAGUGCAAUGGAACGUUGGGUUUGGGGAUAUGCAGAACAGUUGGUGAUAGAAAGGUGUGUGUCUGUGGACCUCAAUACAUAGCUGACAUGGCUUCCUUAACAUGUCACAAAGUUGGUAGACAGCUGCUUGAAUCCUGUGAGUAUGGUUUGCAAUGUAACGGGACUACAAAUGCAACUGUAUGUGGAUUGUUUGGAAACAGAUCACUAUGCUUUUGCAAUAAAGGCAUUGUUGAGUCUAAUGGGAAAUGUACCGAAGGCGGAUGGAAUGAAGAAAUAAUAUAUCGAUUUAUGUUUGUCGGAGCAGGCGGACUUCUGUUUGGAAUGUUUUUCUGGAUUGUAAUACUUGUACGUAAAUGUAGAAGAAACCUACUCUCCAGAGGUGGAAGGUCUGUAGUACAGUCUGAUCAAGAAAACAUCAAUCGUCAAUCCACUCUGUAUGCUGUACCCAGUGAUAUUAGGAAUUAUGUGGAACCUUCAACGUUUCUUCACCAAGAUACCCAAAGAGUAGCAAAUUACACACGCAAUCACCUCAGUGAACCAGUGAAAAAGGAAGAUAAUGCGUUCUCUCAGCAAAUGUUUGUAGAGCAGGACCCUUGUGAUGACGUAUACAACCACCUCCAUGAAAAGGAAGCACCAUUGUGUCAAGGCGUGUAUGACGUCGCGGAAAAUGUCUCUAAACGCAUGUUCCAGAGUUCUGAUGAUGACCCCAAAUCAGCUGAUUUGUAUGAUUUUGCUGAACCUAUAGAUGUAAGCACGCUCUAAAUAUGCGAUAAUUACAUCUGUAAAGCUUUCAUAUAUUGUAUACCUUGAAUGUUUGGAAUGUAAAACAAAUAAAUAUGUACGUCGAACAACUUCUCGAAUGUCAAAUGUGAAAGUUGAAGCAGAAUAUGGAUAGAUGUACAACGACGGGUUUUCUGGGACGCAGGUUGAUGCAUGUUCACAUAUCAAGACACAUCAUACUGAAUCAUAUAGACGUUGGUACUUAAUACAGGUAUACGAAUGCUGUAAUACCUUAUCAAACCUCCACAAUUGUAUCGUGUCAUCCUUGCAAACGUUCCAAUCUUAAAAGUUCAACAGCUGUAGUGAGUGGAAUGUUAAUGUGCACACUAAGUUUUUUCUGAUUUAUUCCCAUCGUUAUGUGUGUUACAUGUGCUUGUGAUUAAUGGUGAACUAUUAAAUUUCACAUUCUGAG
Messenger RNA from Ostrea edulis (European flat oyster), 2367 nucleotides. RefSeq names its product prion-like-(Q/N-rich) domain-bearing protein 25. The transcript is spliced from 15 exons. Lineage: Eukaryota; Metazoa; Mollusca; Bivalvia; Ostreida; Ostreidae. The coding region runs from base 57 to 1937 and encodes 626 amino acids. The record is from RefSeq and is a predicted model, not a curated record.